AUGCCGCUGCGCUUUGUCCCAUUUGGUCAGAAGCCGCCGGCGCUCUUUUCCCCGGGCCAUCGGAUGCAGCAGCCUCAGCUCACUCGACACAAGCGGAUGAAUGUCUUGCCGAUGUUCCUGAACGUCUUUGUCCCUUGGGCAAUCUUCGUGUACUGCUUCAGCCUUAGUUCCUCCUACCUGAUGUACAAGACUCCAAUUCUGGCGUGGCUAUGUAUUUCCGCUGUCUUUGUGAUUUGGGUCGUCUUCGUCCUGGCAGCCUUCUGCGCUCGGAAGUAUGACCCAGAUCCCACUUGGUUCACUUUCUUUAGCGUGCUCGCAGCCAUCUGCGUUGUUUGGGGCAUCCUCGCAGGGUUGGCAAACCUGCGAACCUACGAGGAUCCCUACUACACCCUCCAAGAAAUGCGCGACGCCAAGGGAAGCAACGGUGCCGGAGUGAACCCAUCCCUUGUGUCCGGUGAAGAUGAAAUGGACGCCGGCAUUCUGACCUUCGAGCCAGGAAGCAUGUUUGAUGCUGACAAGACGUGGCACUUCACGAAGGGGACUCUCUACUGUGUGGCCCCUAUCAUCGGGCCUGGUGUUUCCACACCCUUGCGGCAGACGUACGACUUCUGGGCCGUAGGACUUUGCCUCACAUCGCCACACGCUGUGUGCAUACCCUUCGUUGUACUCGCUGUGGCAAGUUGA
Symbiodinium natans is the source of this 684-nucleotide messenger RNA. The record is from the annotation of a GenBank genome assembly. NCBI's taxonomy places the organism in Eukaryota, Dinophyceae, Suessiales, Symbiodiniaceae.